AUGGUUUCUAUCAAGGAAUAUGUGGAAUUUGUUUUGGUGAUUAUUGCUUUGAUCGAUGAAGUUAAUGUGAGUAUAAUUUUCAUUUUUUUAUUAUAAAAAAAUUAAAAUUUUUUUGCACUGUGCAAAAAUUCAAAUUCAAAAAAUUGCACUGUGCAAACAAAAUGAGAGAAAAAUUUUGCACUGUGCAAAAAUUGAAACUAAAAACUGCACUGUGCGAAAAAUCAAUGUGAAAAAAUGCACUGCGCAUACAAAACGAGAAUAAAAAAUCGCACCGUGCAGAAAAUCCAAAUUGAAAAAUUGCACUGUGAGAAAACUGAGACUAAAGAUUGCACUGUGCGAAAAAAUUGGAAUAAAUUUGCACCGUGAAAAAAUUAAAAUUCAAAAAAAUUGCACUGUGCAAACAAAAUGAGAAUAAAAUUUUGCACUGUGCGAGAAAUCCAAAUUGAAAACAUUGCACUGUGCGAAAAAUCAAAGUGAAAAAUUUAUUUCAGAGCUUGCCAACUGCCAAAAAUUGCGAAGACCUCCUUCACGUCGGCUACAAAGACAACGGAAUCUAUGAAAUUUCCACUUUCCAAGGCCCUAGAUCCGUCUAUUGCGAUCAGAUUUCGGAUGGUGGGGGCUGGACCGUAAUCCAGCAACGAUUCAAUGGAACCGUCCAAUUCUGGAGCGCCCGUUGGGAGGAAUAUGCGAACGGGUUUGGGGAGUUGGGAGAGGUGUGUUUCGGUUGGUUUUUAGGCAAUUUUUUUAGGACACCGAGUUUUGGGCGGGAAAUGAGCUAAUUCAUGAGUUGACGGCACAAUGCAGAAACAUGAGCCGGCUUAGAGUGGUUUUAUUUGGCGAUCGGAGUCCGAUGAGUCAAGAUGAUGGGCAAUUGUAUGUUGGAAACUACUUGUUCAAGGUAAAAAUGAAGAUUUUAUAUUGUUUUAGAGGCUAGGUUGCUGAUUUUUGCAAAAAAUUUUAAUUUCUGGUCUAAAAUACGACUUUUAUGCCAAAUUUCUUUUCCUUUAUACAAGAUGGCGUAUUUUAAAAGCUAUUUCUUCUCUUUUUGGCCUAUAAAUUUACUCUUAAUCAUCAUUUUUACCUUAUUUUAGACAAAGUUUUUUUUUAUUUUCAAAAUUUUGCUUUGAAAUUCAAUUUUUCUCGGCUAAAAAGUUUUGUAAUUACACGUAAAUUAGAAACUGCGUAUUUUACCACCACUAUCGUAUUAUUUUAACCUUUAAAUUCACCUUUAAUCAUCAUUUUUACCUUAUUUUAGACAAAAAUUUCAAAAAAAUUUGAAAUUUUUUUAUUCUCAGAUUGACUCGGCCUCCCAACUAUACACUAUCCACAUAAAAUACGACAAGAAUUUGCCGAACAACGCCACCACCGGCUGGUACGACCUCACUUUAGCGGAUCUGAAUCCAUUUUCCACGGUCGAUCGAAUCCACGAUCCAGAGCCAUAUUGCCUGAGGCAAUAUCGGAUGGGGUAAGUGCACGAUAGAUUAUGCAUAUUCAACACACACUAUACCAGCCUUUUUGGGAUAUUUUUUAGCUAUUUCUGAGAGUAUUUCCUCAAAAAAGUAAAUUUUUUUUGUUAUUUUUUCUGGAUUUAAUUUUAAAAAAUCGUAUUUUAGUGGCUGGUGGACCAAGAACUGCGGUGUGACCUCACUGAACGGUGAAUACAACCCCAGAGAAUACGGCAAAGGCUUUGGAUUAUUUUUUAUGCUCAAAGGACAACGAGUUAUUCAUCCCAGGACAACUCAGAUGAUGAUACGGUGUAAUGAUGGCUAG
This is a messenger RNA of Bursaphelenchus xylophilus (pine wood nematode), 1770 nucleotides long. NCBI's taxonomy places the organism in Eukaryota, Metazoa, Nematoda, Chromadorea, Rhabditida, Aphelenchoididae. The record is from the annotation of a GenBank genome assembly.